Candidula unifasciata is the source of this 1821-nucleotide messenger RNA. The record is from the annotation of a GenBank genome assembly. Lineage: Eukaryota; Metazoa; Mollusca; Gastropoda; Stylommatophora; Geomitridae.
GCUGUCCAAAGGGCUACAAAUGUUGUUUAUCAGCAACCGCAAGUGUCGCGUGACAAGAGAGGAAAAGCUGUUGGCCAGAAAGGUGGUUUCCGCGGAUGUACCGUGUGGCUGACUGGGUUAUCUGGUGCUGGGAAGACAACUAUUUCUUUUGCCCUUGAAGAGUAUCUUGUUGGCCAGGGUAUUCCAGCAUACUGUUUGGACGGAGAUAAUGUUCGACAAGGUCUUAACAAGAACUUGGGUUUCUCACACGAGGAUAGAGAAGAAAACAUCCGUCGUAUUGCUGAAGUUGCCAAACUCUUUGCCGAUGGUGGCAUUGUAUGCAUUACAGCUUUCAUUAGUCCUUUCAGAGCGGAUCGUGAUAAAGCAAGGAUACUUCAUGAGAGUGCUGGGCUUCAGUUCUUUGAGUGUUAUGUAGACACACCUUUAGAGAUCUGUGAGCAGAGAGAUGUCAAGGGCCUGUACAAGAAGGCCAGAGCUGGUCUCAUCAAAGGCUUCACUGGUGUUGAUCAAGCCUAUGAAGCACCAACUGCUCCUGAUGUUGAUCUAAAAGCUGGGGAACUCUCUGUUGAUGAAUGUGUGCAGAAGGUUGUCUCACUGCUUGCACAGCAUGACAUAUUACCCCGUGGAGCUCUUGCCACCGUCCGAGAGCUGUUUGUACCAGAGAAUCAACGUGAAUCGGCUACAACUGAAGCAGCUGCUCUGCCUUCUGUGGAAAUGAAUGAGGUGGAUUUACAGUGGACUCAGGUUCUUGCAGAGGGUUGGGCUACACCUAUUGGUGGCUUUAUGAGAGAGAGAGAGUAUUUGCAGUCCCAACACUUUGGUUGUCUCUUGGAUGGUGGAGUGAUCAACCAGUCCAUACCCCUGGUAUUGCCAGUCCAGACUGCAGAUAAGGAGAGACUUCAUGGGUCUAAAGCUUUCACUUUGAAGUAUCAAGGAAAAGAUGUAGCAAUUUUACGUAAUCCAGAGUUUUACCCACACAAUAAAGAGGAGCGAUGUGGUCGCCAGUUUGGCACCACAAACCAGGGGCAUCCUUAUGUUAAGAUGAUCAUGGACAGUGGGGACUGGCUGGUUGGAGGAGAUCUAGAAGUGUUAGAUAGAAUAUUAUGGAAUGAUGGACUGGAUGAAUAUCGACUAACGCCACGAGAGUUGAGGCUCAAAUUCAGAGAACUUGGUGCAGAUGCAGUCUUUGCUUUUCAACUGAGGAACCCAAUCCAUAAUGGACAUGCAUUACUAAUGUCAGACACUAGAAAGAAACUGUUGGAGAAGGGCUACAAGAAACCAGUUCUUCUCUUGCAUCCUUUAGGAGGAUGGACCAAAGAUGAUGAUGUACCUCUACCAACCAGGAUGAGGCAACAUGCAGCAAUCCUAGAUUCACAAAUUCUAGACCCUGCUUCUACAGUCAUUGCUAUUUUCCCAUCACCAAUGAUGUAUGCAGGCCCAACAGAAGUACAAUGGCAUGCUAAAGCUAGAAUGGCCACUGGGGCCAACUUUUACAUUGUAGGCAGGGAUCCAGCUGGGAUGCCACACCCAGAUGGUAGCAGAGAUUUGUUUGAUCCUUCACAUGGAGCUAAGGUUCUUACAAUGGCGCCAGGUCUGACACAGUUAGAAAUUGUUCCAUUCAGGGUUGCUGCCUAUAACACACGUAAACGAGCUAUGGACUUCUUUGACCCUGAGAAAAAGGACGAGUAUGAUUUCAUUUCAGGAACUCGCAUGCGAAAGAUGGCCAGGGAAGGUAUCACACCGCCUGAUGGUUUUAUGGCGCCUAAAGCAUGGGAUGUCAUGGUACAAUAUUAUCAGUCACUGCCAAAUAACAACAUGUAG